Messenger RNA from Habropoda laboriosa, 4680 nucleotides. RefSeq lists its product as uncharacterized. Bases 62 to 4477 code for a protein of 1471 amino acids. Gene Ontology annotation, molecular function: protein binding. NCBI's taxonomy places the organism in Eukaryota, Metazoa, Arthropoda, Insecta, Hymenoptera, Apidae. The record is from RefSeq and is a predicted model, not a curated record. Gene Ontology annotation, cellular component: plasma membrane; cytoplasm; dendritic spine. The transcript has 17 exons. Gene Ontology annotation, biological process: chemical synaptic transmission.
UAACAUUUCAUCGCAAUUUAAGAAUGGACAGGCUAUUAAGAGAAAUGAACGUGGCGUGGCGAUGACAAGCCUGAUCUUGGAAAACGCAGACUUGAACCGACUUUUCCCGAAAUGUCGGCCUAGGGGUGGCCCACCCCCGAGUCCGGGGGCCUCCACGCAGAUCAGUCAGCCGCAUGAGAGCCUCUGCCAGAAGGAGGCCGUCUCUGUUACCACCAGCCUCACGAGUACACUCACGACUACGUUCGCAAACACUCUCACGACCACCCUUUCAAUCGCCUCCAAGAACACACAUCCGACGCAUUCGCGCGCGAUACCGGAAGACAUGAUCGACCUCGAGCGCGAUAUCUCCGAUAGGACCACGAGCAUGGUGUCCGGUUUCGCUGGUGAGAGUCAACUAUCCGUUGGUGUCAGCAGUGGCAGUGGCAGUGUUGGUGGUCCACUUGGAACAUUUAGCUCGCUUGGCACACUUAACACAAAACCACUUUCUUCAAGCUCCUCAUCUGCCUCUGGGCGCAGUGAGGAUGCGCAACAAUAUGGUAGCCUUCCAGGUAGUGAUCAUCAAAGUCACUCACAACAGGAUGAUAGUGGGCCUGAAGAAAGCCCUGUAUACAUUUUGACUUCUGCCAAAGGUGAUCGCAGUUAUAAGUUGAGAGAUUCCAGAAUUAUAGAAAUUGCUGGUGGCAGAGAAGUUUUUUCUCAAAGUCGAGGUAAAGUAGCAGCUAGAAAAUCACGCUUUCUUGCUGCAUCAAAUUCCUUGAAUAACGAAGAUAUUCAAACAGAUAAUAAAUUAUCAGUUAAAAGAAAUAAUAAGUCACCAAACACUCAAACUAUAUGGGAAUUAAGAAGCCGAUGUGGUGAUACAAGAAAGCAGCGUUCAAAUAGAGAAGUAACAGAAACUGUAUUUUCUUCAGAAAUACAUUCUGUGCGACAUAAUCCAGCAAAAUCUAUUCUUGAUUAUGAUUCCCCUAAGAGCAAUCACAGCAAUCGUAUUAUUAACUAUGAUUCAAUUUUGAAUAGCAAUAAUGUAGAAUAUAGUGUAUCAAAAAAUACUACAGAUCUUGAUUAUGGAUUGUCAAAAAGCUGCAUAGAUUAUCAAUCAAAUCAUACAACACCAGCACGAAGCAUGGCUAUUGUCAGUGACGGUGAAGUAGUUGUCUUUGAUGACAUUGAUGAUAACUGGCAAAAUUUGCGUCUAGAUUUAACUUCUAAUAAUACUAAUCAAGUUACAUCAACUAACUUAAAUCUUGAAACUGAGGAGUCUCAAAGAGGUCGCAUUCCACCAGAACCUCUAAGUUCUAGUAUUGGAAGUUCUCCGAGCCCAACAACGGCAUAUCAUCGUAAUACUUCAGAGUUUUUUAAGGUGAUUACUCCAGCUAGUGAUUGUGAAGUAGAUUCACCACCUUCAGAGCGCAAUCACAAAGUAACAAGAGUAAUUGGUGAAUUACCAAUAGCACAGUAUUCUGAAAGUCCGAGACGUUAUGGAGUACGCGAUACUCAACUGCCUUGCCUUUUGUCAUCACCAUCGGUAUACAUGACACCACGACCUGGUUUUCCACAGAGAGUAUUACCAACAACUCCAAGUCAUAAUGAGGAGGAGGACAUUUCUGCAGAAAUCAUCGUAGAAAAGGCUGUGGUAGAAACAAAUAUGAAUUACUCUGAUGAUCAAACUGUAAAUGCCUCUCCUCCAUCUCCUAAAAUUGAAGAUGAAGAUGAAGACUCUUUAAAACCAUCAACUAUACCGACUGAUAAUAUAAGUAAUUUGGUGUCAUCUGGUGGUAGUACAUUUGAUUAUCUGUACGAAUUCUCAGAAACUCGAAAAGUUCUUGAAGAAUUCUUUAAAUGUCCACCACCAACAAAAGAGAAAGAAAAUAGUACUGAAUCUUUCCCAUUUCAAGACCUUGAUUAUGAAUUACGAAGACAAGGGGGAAGUGCUUACGUUGGUCAGCGAUUAGCUAGUGGUCCACCGACAACAGAAGAAGUUUUAGUACAUGAAUCUCCUAAGAAACAAAGAACCGAUUUUCCACAAAAUACUGGUGAACAUGAAAACAAUUUCUUAGACCUCUCAGUAGGUACUGGAAGUAGUGAAGAUCUAGGAGAAACAGAAGUCGGAUUGCAAGUCGGGCACUCUCGCAAUUUUACGUUAAGUCCUGAAACGACAGAUUGCGAUAGUAAUUGUGGAGAUCUUGAUAGUGAAGUUUCUUUAAUGAUGAUGGAUAAUGAAUUGAUACCAGCUAGUGGUCUCCUUGGAUCUGUUGGUGACUUAGGAAAUAAUUCAGAUUCUUUGAGAAUAUACACUAGUAUGCCAGUUCUUGAAGAUGGCUUAUCCAGCGGACAUGCUAGUGACACUGAUAACAAUAAUCCAACUGUGAUGCUGAUGAAGCGACAAAUUAAUGAAAUUGAGAAAGAAAUUAUUCAGCGUAGUCGUGUUAAUGAUGUUACUCACCCGACUGCGGCAGAGAAUGAUACAGUUGGGAAAGAUCUUUCUGGCUUAACUGUUAGCAAAGAUAUUUUACAUUCUUUAAAAACUUCGUCACCUGAUUUAUUUGUUCCUAAAAAAGAAAACUCAUAUGACACAAAUGAGUUACAACUUGAUGGUCUAGAUCCCCUUGGGACACCACCACCCCCAGCACCUCAAGCUAGACAAAGCAUAAAUUUAGAAAUAGGUGGCGAAGUUGAAGCUGCUAUUAAAGACAUUAGGAUGGCUUUGCAGAGGACUAAAACUUUACCUGUGAAAUCUUCUACAGAAGAACCACCUGAAUCUAAUGUCAGUCCAAUCUGGAUACCAAGUAUAUCGGAUGGCAGGCGGAGAAUUUGCGUGGAGAAUAACAGCGACGAAUCAGAAGUUCGUCGUACAGGUGAAGAUGCAGAUGUUGAAAUCGAGGAAGGUCCAGAUGAAGAAGAAGCGGAUACUGAUCUCGAAACCGAUCGUUUACUUGGACAACAAAGAACAGAUGACCAGGGCUUCUACGACGACAAAGGGUGGAGGAAGCCUAAGACUAGGACAAUGUUACCACCGAUGAGUGGAAAACUGUCAACUCCUAAGCAAACUCCCCCAAAAAGCCUGAGUGUUGCUCCGGUAGAAACCCCGCUAUCACCUUCGGAACCUUUAGCUUCAACCUCCGCCUGUGUAUCCACUUCCGCUUCUGCCUCCAUCUCGCCUCCUCCGGUAGUUUCCGUUAUACAACCACCGCCUUCCGAUCGUGAUGUUACCACUCCCACGCAAACCACGACGAGUCCACAGAAGACUCCAGCAAAAAAUUCUCCCUCGUCCCCUCAGAGUCUCAAGGAAUCCAGCAACAAGGUGAAAAAGGAAAAAGAAGAGAAAAAGAAAAGCAGAAAUAAAGAAGUUCUUCUCGAUGACUCUUCAGUUUUGAUCGAGGGAGUUUUGUUCCGAGCGAGAUACCUCGGAUCUACUCAGCUUGUCUGUGAAGGAGAGCCCACCAAAUCUACUCGUAUGUGUCAGGCAGAAGAAGCUGUAUCCAGGAUAAAGGCUUUGGCACCGGAUGGUGAAACGCAACCGAGUACAGAAGUUGACCUAUUCAUCUCAACAGAAAAAAUCAUGGUUUUGAACACGGACCUGAAAGAGAUCAUGAUGGAUCACGCGUUAAGAACAAUAUCUUAUAUAGCGGAUAUUGGUGAUGUAGUGGUGCUAAUGGCACGAAGACGAUUUGUACCGCACGAAAUGGAAGAGGCACCAAAAAUCAACCGAACUCCGAAGAUGAUUUGUCACGUAUUUGAAAGUGAAGAAGCUCGAUUCAUUGCACAAAGCAUUGGGCAAGCAUUUCAAGUAGCUUACAUGGAAUUCCUCAAGGCAAAUGGCAUAGAAGAUCAUAGUUUCGUAAAAGAGAUGGAUUACCAAGAAGUACUCAAUUCUCAAGAAAUAUUUGGGGAUGAACUGCAGAUGUUUGCUAAAAAGGAAAUGCAGAAAGAGGUAGUGGUACCAAAGGCGAAAGGUGAAAUUUUAGGCGUAGUGAUUGUUGAAUCUGGAUGGGGUUCGAUGCUACCGACAGUUGUAAUCGCAAAUUUAGCACCAGCUGGUGCGGCUGCUCGUUGUGGACAAUUAAAUAUUGGUGAUCAGAUAAUAGCCAUUAAUGGCGUAUCGUUAGUUGGCUUACCGCUCUCUACUUGCCAGACUUACAUCAAGAAUUCGAAAAAUCAGACAGUCGUCAAACUGACUGUCGUUCCGUGCGCGCCAGUGGUCGAGGUCAAAAUUAAAAGACCCGACACCAAGUAUCAGUUAGGAUUUAGUGUACAGAACGGAGUAAUAUGUAGUCUAUUGAGAGGCGGGAUCGCCGAAAGAGGAGGUGUUCGGGUGGGUCAUAGGAUUAUCGAGAUCAACAAUCAAAGUGUUGUCGCCGUGCCGCAUGAGAAGAUCGUCAAUCUUCUUGCCACAUCUGUUGGCGAGAUAUUAAUGAAGACGAUGCCCACGUCGAUGUUUAGACUAUUAACUGGCCAGGAGUCUCCAGUGUACAUAUAAGCGUUUGGUUACCUGGCUGAUAUGCGUAGUGAACAGACAAUACAUCCGCCAUCCACUACCAUAUUAUUCACUACUUUACUCUCUGUACAGAAUUAUUCUACGCAAAUUGCUUUGUGUUUCGAUUCUCGUGGAAUUCUAUUCGUAUAUUCUCACCAGCUCCUGCUUAGCAAAGCAACACAACUUACAUAAACGCGUUGCAACAA